This is a messenger RNA of Trichoderma atroviride IMI 206040, 3324 nucleotides long. The record is from RefSeq and is a predicted model, not a curated record. NCBI's taxonomy places the organism in Eukaryota, Fungi, Ascomycota, Sordariomycetes, Hypocreales, Hypocreaceae.
AUGACCGACUUCGAUGAAAUCAAGGACCGGGAUCCUUAUACCUUUAUUCCGGCUGAUGAAUUCUUCAAUCACUUCGACAACGACUUGUUCGAUUCAUGUAUUAGACAGCCCGAGAGAGCUUCAUUUGAUGAAGCUGACCAGCCAAAAAUACAGAUCAACGGCGAAGCGAGAAAUGUGUUUCGGUAUGGCAAAAUCUUUCGGCUACACGAACAAUUGGAGGGCGAGCCGGAUGAAGAAUCUCUGCUGUUGAUAGAGUUUGUACGACCUCAAGUCUGGAGGAUUCGCUUCAACCCUGCUGCCGCAAGUAAAUGUAGCUUUAAAGAUGAAAACAGCCGUGCUAUUGCAUGCCCUAGUAUGUCUGAGCUUAUUACGAAAUUGGAUGGUUUUGAAGGGCUUGACUGGAGAGUCGAGCUUAUAUCCACUGUUCCGUCAUAUUAUAUCCUGCAAUCUGUGAAAGCUGGCGCUGAAAAGCCCGAGGUCCAGCUUUGGAUUCAGAAAAGCCCCUUUCAGAUCACUGCUAUCCGGCCUGUUAAGAAUAGCCGCAUCGUCGAAAAGUUUUCCAUGCCUAGUACCAUUGACGAGGCUAUUCGGUCGCAGGUUGACUUGCAGCCAAUUCAAGGUGUUGAAAAGGCCGUCAUCUGGAAAACCAAGCCUAAGCCGAUCAAGUACGUAUCUCGUGGUAGUGCGACUAUCCUGUCUGUAGAAGCACCUGCAACAGCGCAUUACAUGGGGUUUGGCGAACAAGGAGGACGGAAUUUGUUCAAAUCCAAUACAUACAUGAAUUAUUUCAAUUUUGACAACAUGAAGUAUCAAAAUGUCUACGGCAAUGGUCCUUUGGAUGAACGAGAGCCGCUCUAUCAUACAGAGCCUUUCUGGAUGGAAGUGGCUAGCCACAUUGGAUUCCAAUCUGUUCUUGCGACAAUGAUUGACAACUACUCUCAUACCUGCCUUGACGUACGAAAAACGCAUCAAAGAACGAUUCGCACUGCAACAAGAUUCAACGAGUUUAAUUGCAUGAUUGUAGCUGCUGACAGAAUAUCCGAGCUUCUCAACGUAUACACAUCAAUCGUUGGCAAGCCGAGCCUCAAGCCGAGAUACGUUCUUGGGUACCACCAAGGAUGCUAUGGAUAUGACACGAAAGAGGCGGUUCUGCAAUGCGCUCAAAACUACCGAGAUGCUCAAUUCCCGCUUGAUGCAAUCCACAUAGACGUGGAUAUUCAGAGGGAACACAAAACGUUUACUAUUGACGACAGACCUGGGCAUUUCCCCCAGCCUAAAGAAAUGUUUGAUACACUUAGGCGGCAAGGUGUGAAAUGCUGUACAAACAUCACGCCUCAUAUUAAUUCUGCUCAAGACCCGGAAUAUACGACCCUCAACGAACUCUUGGAAAACAAUUACUACGUUGAAGAUAGGCGAGAUCUUGCAAAGUCAGAUUUACGUCCAUGGCAAGACCGGUAUCAUUACUGGGACUAUGGCAGGCGCGUUGUGACAAAUCCAUCCGAAACGAGGCCCGACUACAGAAUACCGGAUGAGACCGAUUUGUCCGUGACGUAUAACGCUGGAAAGCCGUUCCGUGGCGGAGUCUAUUACGGAUGGGGAAAUGGUGCUCCUGGGUAUUACCCAAAUCUUAACAACCACGAAGUCAGAGAAUGGUGGGGGAAGCAGUUCAAAUAUCUUUUUGAGUGCGGUGUUGAAUUCAUCUGGCAAGAUAUGACGUCUCCUUGUAUUGCCCCUGAGUAUGGAGACAUGAAAUCAUUCCCUUUUAGACUUCUUCUCGACAGUGAUACCCGGCUUGAUGAGUCUUACGAGGAAGUUGCAGUAAAAAGAAAGGCAAUUGAGAUAUGGGCACUCUACAGUUAUAACCUAUACGAGGCUACCUUUAAUGGGUUACAGAAUCUCCAUCUCAGCAAUGAGUUGGCAUGGAGAAAAGGCCGACGGAAUUUCAUCAUUGGAAGAGGCAGUUAUAUCGGAAGCCAUAAAUUCGCUGGUCUGUGGACCGGAGAUAACGCUUCCACUUGGGACUUCCUCUCGACCUCGGUUGUACAGGUCUUGGGCCUUGGACUGUCUGGUAAUGCAAUUUCAGGACAGGAUGUUGGAGGCUUUGAGUUCAUCGAGCCAGAUCAUAACUGGGCAAAUCCAGAGCUUCUGAUUCGGUGGUAUGGCGCGUACUCUUUACUACCCUGGUUUCGCAAUCAUUAUACAAAGAAAGAUGGAAAGCAGUUCCAGGAGCCGUAUGCCUACGAUCAACAUUACCGAGACAACAUGCACCACUUCCACGAUCCAAGAGAGGCCUUUCUUUUUCGGGCUGUGCUCCCUGUGUGCAGAUACUACGUUCGGCUUCGUUACAGUCUGAUGCAGCUGUUGUAUGAUGCCAUGUUUGAAAAUGCUGUUACAGGGAUGCCGGUUGCCAGGUCGAUGAUAAUUACCGAUGAUCAAGACGCAACAUUGUUCUUUGAAAAUAAGUGGUUUGCAAACGAUCAAUACCUGGUCGGAAACGAUAUCCUCGUGGCGCCACCCUUACGCGCCGAAGCGUUUUUCGACCGCCAUGAAGUCUAUCUACCAUAUCCCGACGAAUGGUUUCCCAUAAACCUUUACCCGGAUGAGCCUUUGGGCACGGCGUUGAACCCGGCUAUUGGCGGCGGAAGCCGUAUUUUCUGCAAAUGCAACAUUAGCCUCGAAGACGACCAUAUUCCCAGAAUUACUCCAAUGUACAUUCGCGAAGGCGCUAUUAUCCCCAAGAUAGAGACGAGGAUGAGCACGCCCGAUUGGUAUCCGAAUGGCUAUCCAGGUGCGGAAUCGGAGAUGAAAGCGCCAGAGGCAAACCCGAUUACUUUCCAUGUUUAUCCGGGUAAAGAUAAUACUUAUACAAUGUACAUUGAUGACGGCAUAUCAACGGAUAGCGAGCCGUUGUCCAAGAUUCCAAACUUGACAGACGAACCCAAGCCUGAUGCGGACAAAUAUUGCGAAGUACGCAUCAAGCAGGUAAGUACUUACAGCAACCCUCGUAAUGAAAACGUUCUCUAUCAAUGCCCUAACACCGACCAGGUUACCAUGAUUAAUACAGAAGAAAAGUGCACGCGAGUGCUCACAAUCGAAGCCAUACAAAACGGCUACGACAAAUACAAACAAAUCGUCGGCGGCGAAUACAAGGUGGUUUUCUGGCAUAAGGAGUCGGCGUACAGUAAUGAUAUCGUUGUUGGGGGCUCGCUUGGGCCUAUUUCGGUGCAGCAUUUGGAGCGCAUUCGGGCAACGGUUGUCAAGUUUGCGACGGAUGUUGUUCAUGUGAAGGGGGGGAUUACGAUUACGCUUAUUUACGAUAAUUAG